Messenger RNA from Cryphonectria parasitica EP155, 1182 nucleotides. RefSeq lists its product as uncharacterized. NCBI's taxonomy places the organism in Eukaryota, Fungi, Ascomycota, Sordariomycetes, Diaporthales, Cryphonectriaceae. The transcript has 5 exons. Bases 1 to 1182 code for a protein of 393 amino acids. The record is from RefSeq and is a predicted model, not a curated record.
AUGUCUCACAAAUAUGUUCAGGAUUUCUUUCACGUUGUCAUCGCUAAGCAUGCGAAGGAAACACCUUGCCGUACAUUCAUGUCCAUCUCCAGGACAACGGACAUGAAGGACGGAUUUCAAGACAUUUUAUAUGGUCGGUUGUCCAAGUCGUGGAUCGCUGUGCUUUCUGGCUCGAAAGGACUGUCAUCUCUGCCAGCCUGCCUGCCACGCCAUGACCUCUGCGGCAUACUAUCGAUCUUGGCUGCGGCCAAGAUUGGCAGACAGAUUCGGCCUUUCGGAGAGACAGACUAUAUUCUCCAGGCUCUCACAGGAAUGGACUGCGAUACCUUCCUCAAGCCUGACCCAUGCCCCAAGGCAGUGGAGAAUGUUCUCAUACAACGCCCGAUGCGAACCUUCGAUCUGCCUCAUAUCGAAGCCUGGCUCAGCCCUCACCACCAUCCCGACGCAUCUCCCUAUCCUUAUGAUCUUCCGGAAGACACUAUCCAAGCUGCGUAUCAGCCCAUCUCGAUCUUCCAGAUAUCAAGCCUGACUACCGCUCCGAAACCCAUUGUUGUACGGCCAGGGUCGGCAUCCAAGCAUGGUACCUACCAGCAGCUGCUCGAAUUGGGGCAGCAGCCUUGGUUUUGCGCCCACAUAACUGACCACCGUGUCUUGUUUGCUUUUAGCGACUAUCAGUAUGCAGGUCUCAUUUUCCAUGUGACCUGCGCUGUCUACUUCGACUACAUCAUAGUCACUGCUCCUAAGGUUUAUGACUGGUCCGCUGAGACCAUGGCAGCCGCCACGGAAAUAUACAGUCGUGUUUUGUAUACCCUGAGUGUCGAGUUUCGUCCGCAUGUCGCUGUCAAUCGCGCAUAUCAUCUGGUGGUAGUGCGUCAAAAGAAGUUGGAGGACUGGCAACCCGCUUCUAACAAUUUUCCCGAGCUGGCGGAGUAUGAGAUGGGAGAUUUGUUUGAGCGUCAUGGAAAAGGAGCGGACCUUUGGCUCUUCGUAGGGCUGAUUGUGGAGCUCUUCAUUCUGCCAGAUGGACGAGUCCUCAACGCGGCUCCUAUCAAAACUGAUAUUGCCGAGAAUCCAGCUAUGCUCCUUGCUAUGAAGAAAACGUUCGCGCUGCAUUACGGCAGGCUGGAGGAACAGUUUGGUGAGCCAACUCUGAGCAACCCCCAUGUCCCCGCAAGUCAAUAA